Molecule: messenger RNA, 1035 nt
Organism: Sapajus apella (tufted capuchin)
Lineage: Eukaryota; Metazoa; Chordata; Mammalia; Primates; Cebidae
Product: glutathione S-transferase A3-like
Exons: 7
Coding region: 206-874 (222 amino acids)
Biological process (GO): glutathione metabolic process; xenobiotic metabolic process
Cellular component (GO): cytosol; extracellular exosome
Molecular function (GO): glutathione transferase activity
Source: RefSeq, a predicted model, not a curated record
UGAAUUGCUAUCAUUUCCUUCCUAGCAGAGCGCGGAACUCUGGAGACCAAAGAGGUGUGGGAGUGGCCAUUCCCAAUUAGACUCCACCGCCCUCAGAAGGCAGGAGUUGGCUUAGUAUUAAAGCAGCUAACAUACACGUCAGGAGGUGGCCUUGAGGAGCUGAACGGAGACCCGCUGGACUGAUUAGAAAACAAGGACUGAUACCAUGGCGGGGAAGCCUAAGCUUCACUACUUCAAUGCACGGGGCAGAAUGGAGCCCAUCCGGUGGCUCUUGGCUGCAGCUGGAGUGGAGUUUGAAGAGAAAUUUCUAGAAUCUGCAGAAGAUUUGGAAAAGUUAAGAAAUGAUGGGUAUUUGAUGUUCCAGCAAGUGCCAAUGGUUGAGAUUGACGGAAUGAAGCUGGCGCAGACCAGAGCCAUUCUCAACUACAUUGCCAGCAAAUACGACCUCUAUGGGAAAGACAUAAAGGAGAGAGCCCUGAUUGAUAUGUAUACAGAAGGUAUGGCAGAUUUGUAUGAAAUGAUCCUUCUUCUGCCCUUUUGCCCACCUGAGGAAAAAGAUGCCAAGAUUGCCUUGAUCCAAGAGAAAACAAAAAAUCGCUAUUUCCCUGCCUUCGAAAAAGUGUUAAAGAGCCAUGGACAAGACUACCUUGUUGGCAACAAGCUGAGCCGGGCUGACAUUCAGCUGGUGGAACUUCUCUACUUUGUGGAAGAGGUUGACCCCAGCCUUAUCUUCAGCUUCCCUCUGCUGCAGGCCCUGAAAACCAGAAUCAGCAACCUGCCCACGGUGAGGAAGUUUCUGCAGCCUGGCAGCCCAAGGAAGCCUCCUACAAACGCGAAAUCUAUUGAAGAAGCAAGGAAGAUUUUCAAGUUUUAAUAAAGCAGCCAUGGAGGCCAAGCAUAUGCAAGGCCAAUAUUCUAAAGCUUUGCAACAAUAAAGCGCUUUACCUAACUGUUGAUUGUGCCUGUUGUGAAGCUUAUGAACUCUUUCCACUUAUAUGCUAAUUAAAUAAUAAAAAAGUCCUAUUUGCCGACUUA